AUGAAGGGGAUUAUAGGAACCCAUGCAAGUAAUUUUCAUUGUGACGAUGUAACAGGAUGUGUAUUUUUAAAGUUUACCGAUAACUAUAAACAACAUAGAGUUAUUCGAACAUUAAACCAAGAAGAAUUAAAUAAAUGUGAUUUAGUUUUUGAUGUAGGAGGAGUGUAUGACCCUUCAAUUAAUAGAUUUGAUCAUCACCAAAGAGGGUUUAGUGAAACGUAUUCAUCACAACAUACAAUCACAUUGAGUGCAUGUGGGUUAUUGUUUAAACAUUUUGGAGAAGAAAUUGUUAAAAAUGUUAUUGCUCUCAUCGAUCCAUUUGGAAGUAUUACAGAAGAACAAAUUUGUUGGUUAAAAUUAAAAAUAUAUAACACCUUUGUAUUACCUAUAGAUGCAGGAGAUAAUGGAAUUGAUCCAUCUCCAACAGAAUUGUUAUUUAGAGAUAGUACUAAUUUAUCUUCAAGAGUGGCAAAGUUAAAUGCAAAAGGUUAUGGUAUGAUGAGAUUAGAACAGUUUUUAAAAGCUCAAGAAUUAGUUAAGAAAGAGUUUAUUGAAUGUGUUUCAAGUAUUUAUUUCCGUAUUCUUCCAUCAUUUGAACCAACCCGUGUUGCUUUUAGUAAACGAUUUGAAUAUGAUUCAGAAGGAAGAAUUAUGGUAUUAAAUGAAAAGUGUAGUUGGAGAGAUUGUUUAACAGAAUUAGAAGAUGAAGAAGCAUCAAAGAAUGGAAUAAAGAAAGAGGUUUUAUAUGUUAUUUCUCAUGAUGAUACAAGAGACCAAUGGGGAUGCAUUGCUACUUCUCUUUCACCAGGUAGUUUCAAAAUGAGAAAACCAUUUCCUCAACCAUGGAGGGGUUUAAGAGAUAACGCAUUAGAAGAUGUUUGCAAAAUAAAAGGUGCUAUUUUUACUCAUAAUUCAGGAUUUUUAGCAUGUAAUGCAACUCAAGAAGGAAUGAUCAAAAUGGCACAGCUUGCAGCAGUUUUUGAUGACCAAAAAAUAAUAACAAAAUAA
Entamoeba dispar SAW760 is the source of this 1008-nucleotide messenger RNA. RefSeq lists its product as uncharacterized. The transcript has a single exon. Lineage: Eukaryota; Evosea; Mastigamoebida; Endamoebidae. Gene Ontology annotation, cellular component: cytoplasm; nucleus. The record is from RefSeq and is a predicted model, not a curated record. Bases 1 to 1008 code for a protein of 335 amino acids.